AUGGUUGCAGAACUGUUAAAAGAAAAGCCACAUACAUGGUCAACGGGGAACCCUUAUGCAUAUUUCCGAUUGAUUUUAAACGGUAAGACCCCGGAACGAGCAACUGGAUCCGAUUUGACAUUGCCAUUUUUGGGUACUUUGCAAUGCCUCAGGGAGCCUGCUGUGAUUUUCGGACGCACAACAAUUUUCACGGCUGCCCAAACAAGGAAGUGA
Molecule: messenger RNA, 213 nt
Organism: Ogataea angusta
Lineage: Eukaryota; Fungi; Ascomycota; Pichiomycetes; Pichiales; Pichiaceae
Exons: 2
Coding region: 1-213 (70 amino acids)
Source: RefSeq, a predicted model, not a curated record